Molecule: messenger RNA, 3501 nt
Organism: Hirsutella rhossiliensis
Lineage: Eukaryota; Fungi; Ascomycota; Sordariomycetes; Hypocreales; Ophiocordycipitaceae
Product: transglutaminase-like superfamily domain-containing protein
Exons: 5
Coding region: 1-3501 (1166 amino acids)
Molecular function (GO): protein binding
Source: RefSeq, a predicted model, not a curated record
AUGGUGCCCGCGCCGCCGCCGCUCCCCACGCAGUUCCCCUGCUGGUGCAGGGCUGUUUAUUCUUGGGGAGGCGAGUCCAAGCGCGAUCUCGGCUUCAUCGAGGGCGACCUGAUCGAGUGCUUGAACGCCGGUGACGGCUCGUGGUGGGUUGGUCGCCUCUAUCGAGAUCGAAGGACGGUCGGUUCGUUUCCCUCCAACUUUGUCUCGCUUCUUCCCGAAGGCUUUCGUCCAACGACGAGAUCAGCCAGCCCACUGCCUGAGAGCAACAUGGUGAGCCCUCAAGCCAUGGCCUCCAAGUCCAAGACCUUCCGCAAGCCCUUUGAGGCAUACGCAAAAGCGCCGCACUACACGAGCGCAAAGCAGCCCGAGACGUUUCGAGAGCCACCGAGGCCAAGGACUGUUGAGACGUUGAGCAACUCCUUUUCAAAGAGCGUGCCCGAGGGAAUCGAGAGAGUGGCGUCGCCCUCACAGCCACGCGGCUAUGGCUCGAGAGCGCCAUCGCCCGCACCUCCCAUGAUGCGUGAGCCACCCAGGAGACCAUCACCUGCACCAUCCAUGAUGCGGGAGACUCACCACCGCCACCAGCACCACCGCCCCAUCGCCAUGUUGCCCGCAACGGCCUCCUACAAUCACUAUCGCCAAGGGUCGAGCAAUUCGUACCAGGGCCAGCACGACCUAUCGCGGCAGACGUCGUACACGCCUCCCUCUCCCGGCGGAAGCCACUUGACGCCCUCACCUUUGCGAGAGGCAAUGGAUGGAGUCAUGGAACAGCUGGGCCAGCUGGAAGGUCUCGGAGGACCUCGGGAGGCAGCAUCUCCAGCUCCCCCGUUUGACCCCUGGGCGCCCGAGUCUUUCGACCUGGCAUCUCCCCGAUCCAAGCGCACAGUGCCCGAACGCACGAGGCCCGUAACAUCAAUGGGUAUAGCACACCACGACGAAGGCUACGAGACCUGGAGCGGCGACUCUUCGCGGGGCACCUCGCAUCAAAGCGGGAAUCGCGGGCGUGUGGACGAGCAUACCCAGCUGAAUAGCUACGUGGAGCGCAUGGAAAAGCAUUUCCAGACACUUCAUCAGCAGAGUCCCAGCGUUCCCCCACCCGACGUGGGUGAUAUGGCACCGCCUCCACCGCCAAAGAGCCAGCAGCAUAGUCGACCCAAGACGUCCUCGGGCGAAGCGGGUGUGCCGGAAAGGAAACUCAACAUGCGAAAGUCUGCCCACGAGAUCGGCCACGGAGUUAGCAGAACAUACACCACCAAGACCAAUGCCACGCACGCCUCAUCCGGGAACCAGAGCAACACCAGCUCUUCGACGCAGAGCAGUGGCAGGACCCUAUGGAGUGGUGCAUCGGCCAGCGGCUUCAGCUCGACGAGCGCCGGGAGCUAUGCUCGUACGACCCAGCGUGCCCAGAGCGCCCUGGGCUUGCGCGAACUGGACAUUGAGCGGCCAGAGACGCCCUUCACCGGGGUCACCUACCACAGCAGCCACGCCAGCCAUGUGACCGGCGCUGUCCGGCCAGCUUCCCAGGUGGGAUUCCACGACGAUCUGACAGCUGGCAUCGGUGGACUCGUUCACCCCAAAGCCCCGAAGCGAAACAUCUUUAAGAAGAUUUUCGAGAGCGCCAAGACUGGCGUUGCCAGCAAUCGCAAUAGUAUCGCGGCUGGCUCCGGUACCGGCACGUCCCCUGCUAGAUCGUCGCCUUUCAAUCGGCCAUUACCCCAGGGCGCUUCGCCAAUGUCGAGCAUGGCGGGAGUGCGCGGCCCGGCGUCCGGACGUGACGCUGCCAGGGAGAUGGGUCUCGGCAGCGGAGUAGACUGGGUACAGGUGCGCCGGGACGUCAACCGCUCCAAUUCCCUGAGCAAGAGCGAGAGGAAUGAACGCAGGGAUCGCUGCCAAAUGAUGGACCAUCCCGCGCUCAACCCUGUGGAUGAAUUAUUUGAAGGGAUCGAAGGUGACGAGGGUGCCGACGGGAUGCCGGUUGCCGACCCCCUGAAUUAUCAAGCCAUCAACCUGAGCCAAGUCGACAAGAACUCGCGCUUCAUCAGCGACCCAUCGCCAUCAAUGGCGACGGCAAAGUCACUGGCGACGACCUACCUCUGUCGCCCCUAUCGGAGCGAUGUCCAACGGUUGCGGGCUAUUUUUACAUGGGUGGCCGAGAAUAUAUGUUGGGAAGAAGACUUUGAGGGGGAGGUUGACACUCGACGGGUGAUUCAGUCCAAGCGUGGCUGCGCCGAAGAGCACGCCGUCCUGGUCAUGGAAAUGUGCGCUGCAGUCGGGCUUCAGUGCGAGGUCAUCCGGGGAUAUCUCAAGAGCCCCGGGGAAGUGCCAGACCUGAACAUGGUACCGCGAUCAAAUCACUGGUGGAACGCGGUCAUUGUCGACGGCGAGUGGCGCAUCCUGGACUGCUGCCUGGCCAGUCCGUCGAACCCCAAGCGUGGCCUCUAUUCGAGCGCGAGCGGUGCGGCAGCGGAUCCCUGGUGGUUCCUGGCUCGGCCGACCGAGAUAUGCUGGACACAUGUCCCUGAGCACCACGACCAGCAGCACAUUGUGCCUCCGGUGGCACAUGAAAUUCUACUCAACCUGCCAUGCGCCUGCCCGGCCUUCUUCCGCAACGGAAUCGAGAUGGUGGACUACAACACGUGUGCCACAAGGAUUGAGGAUUUAGAAAUGGUGCACGUCAAGUUUAACGUGCCGGCCGACAUCGAGGUGGCGGCAGAAGUUGAGGCGCGAGCAUAUUCGCAGGACGCCGACGGCGACGUUUUCGAGAGCGGUGACGUUGUCAGGAAGCGGGCGCUGGCCCAGGCUGAAUGGUUCAAUGGCGUGAAGCGAUACACGGUCAAGGCGCUGCUGCCCGGAGAUGAGGGCCAAGGAACACUCAAGAUUUACGCCGGGCAGAGAGGACUGAUGCACAGCAUCAAAGACAUACCUCAUCCACUGGCCAUGGCGUUGCCUGUUAUCCACACGGGCGAGAACCCCCCCUACGAGUUUGUGACGCGGCAUCCGACGCCUCACGCGCAGCGACACGACAUUUACGUGGUGCAGCCGCAGUGUCAGCGGCUGGCGCUCAAUAACACUUUUGUGUUUGCCAUUAGGCAGCACCCGAGCUCGCUGUCGAGCGGGCCGCAGUCUGCUCUGACGCCGGCGACGAACCCGGGAGCGACGAGCCCCAUUCCGUUCCUGCGACCGAGCUCAGCGAUGAGCAUCACGGCGUCGAGUGUGGGCGGGUCGAACCCGAGCUCAGCGACGGGCAUCGUGGCGGGCCAGAAGCCGGCCAAGCUGGCGAUCCAAACGCCUGGUGGAAAGAUCCUCCGUCUUAUGCGGAAGGAGGAGCGGCGAGGCAUGGGAUUGAUCGGUAGGGCUCUCGGCAGCGACGACGAGCCAAGCGAUGGCGGAACAUGGGAGACAAUCAUCAAAUGCUCGGAGAGGGGCCUGUGGAGAGGGCUGGUCUUGGCAGACCGCACGGCGCGAUGGUGUGUGUUUGCCGAGUGGGUUUGCGUGGGAUGA